Labrus mixtus (cuckoo wrasse) is the source of this 2734-nucleotide messenger RNA. Its product is annotated as beta-1,3-galactosyltransferase 1-like. Gene Ontology annotation, molecular function: N-acetyl-beta-D-glucosaminide beta-(1,3)-galactosyltransferase activity. The transcript is spliced from 5 exons. Bases 761 to 1747 code for a protein of 328 amino acids. NCBI's taxonomy places the organism in Eukaryota, Metazoa, Chordata, Actinopteri, Labriformes, Labridae. Gene Ontology annotation, cellular component: membrane. The record is from RefSeq and is a predicted model, not a curated record.
GGCUGGCGCUGAUUGGCUGUUGUUCGUUCUCAUUAUGCGAGAGCUGAUUGGUCGGCUCCUCUCCUCCGCGGGCUGGCUCCUCCCCCCUCCAGACGCCGAGCAGCAGAGGAGGCAUCAGCGCGGUGUGCUGCGGACAGGAGCCCACUCAGCGCGGCUUUCAGGACAACUUUUAACGACUGGACACGGACUACAACACACGGAUGCACUGUGUUGCACAGCUACAGGUCACAGAAACUGAUGAGUCACAGAAGAUGGUGUAAAAGGCAUCCAUCUGCUGCCGCUGCAGAGAGUGAGGGGCUGAUGUGGGAGCAGUGCUCAGCGAGUCAGAUGCACGAGCACACUAAUCAAGUGCUGCAAACACACCUGGUCGAGAGCAGCGCCAUGUAUCUCUAUUUGUGUGAGGAGAGCUUCCACCUAUAGAACACAUGGAUUACAUGUACCAAAAACAAGAGAUGGUAUGAGGAGAAGGAGCCCAUAUUGCCUUGGACGAGCGCCAGCUGUGUCAGAUGCUGCUACAGAGAGCUGAAGGCCUCCCUCGCAAGCUGCCAUGGGACACAGUAAGGACGUAGACAUGAUAAGAAAUCUCUGCUGUGGUUCUUUUCAAACAAAACCCUAGAAAAGUCCAUUAUCUGAAAUUAAUGUGAGCCGCGUUGCGGAGGCAGCCUCAAGCUGCGCCGCCACAUCUGAAACAACCAAUGGAAUCGUGGCCUCAAGGUUUCCGAUGCUGCUGCCGCUGGUAACAACAGCCGAGUGACCAGCGAUGCCUUCUAAGGUCUCCUGCUUAUACUUGCUGACAGUGGUUUGCUGGGCCAGCGCUCUGUGGUACCUGAGUGUGUCCCGCCCUUCCACUUCCUACAUAGGCCAACUGACUAUACCUAUACGCAAAGUGCCCAAGGCGAACAAGAACGGCACCUUCAGUAACAUCCGAACGCGCUCGCUUAACCCACAUGACUUCGGCUACCUCAUCAACGAGGAGAAGAAGUGCGAAGCAGAGCCGCCCUUCCUCGUCAGUCUCAUCAGCACCACCCACAAGGAAUUUGACGCCCGUCAGGCCAUCCGUGAGACAUGGGGUGAUGAGAGCACCUUCCCAGACGUUCGCGUGGUCACACUCUUCUUGUUGGGUCGCAGCACUGACAACGUCCUCAACCAGAUGGUGGAGCAGGAGAGUCAGAUCUUUCAUGACAUCAUAGUGGAGGAUUUUAUUGACUCUUACCACAACUUGACUCUUAAAACGUUAAUGGGCAUGCGAUGGGUUGCCACAUUUUGCUCUAAGGCGCAGUACGUUCUCAAGACAGACAGUGACAUCUUUGUCAACAUGGAGAAUCUAAUUUUUAGCCUCUUGAAGCCAACUACCAAGCCCAGGAGGAGGUACUUCACCGGCUACGUCAUCAACGGCGGGCCAAUCAGAGACAUGCGAAGCAAGUGGUACAUGCCAAGGGAUCUGUACCCAGACAGCAAGUACCCACCCUUCUGUUCUGGCACGGGCUACAUCUUCUCAGCAGAUGUUGCUGAGCUAAUAUACAAAACCUCCUUACACACCAGGCUGCUACACCUGGAGGAUGUGUAUGUUGGUGUGUGCCUCCGUAAACUGGGAAUCCAUCCGUUCCAGAACAGCGGCUUCAACCACUGGAAGAUGGCGUACAGUCUUUGCCGAUACCGCCGGGUGGUCACUGUCCACCAGAUCUCCCCUGAGGAAAUGCACCGUAUUUGGAAUGACAUGACCAGCAAGAAGCACCUGAAGUGUUAGCAGGACUAGCAGAGCUUUUGAUUUGGAAAGUCAGCUAAGCCUGUCUUCUUUUUCAUUUGUUUUGGCAAGUACUUUUCAGCACGUAGCACUGAGCUACAAGAGAAGUAUUGACGUGUUUUCAGGCACUGAUUGCUUUGCCAGGAGUCUCGACAGUGCUAGGCCAGAGCAGACUCCUCUGUCUCCCUCACUUCAAGGUGUUUUUGAGAGGUACUCCAAUCAGACUCACUAAAUAGGCACAACCUUGGAAAUAUGUUUUCAAAAAGUGUGCCAAAUGUUCAGCCUGUUGUUUGUUCUUGCCAGCAGCAUUAUGAUUUUAUAAGAAAAUACAAGACACAAAGCGUGUGUUAAAACACUCAUCGAUACAUGAGAAACAAACUGUCUCCAUUACUCGACUGCAGAUCACAGAAAUGCCAACACAGUUCUUUGAACCCAGACAUUUGCCAUUGCAAACUCUUAUUAUGAAUGUUCCUAAUGUAUUUUCAGUUGUAUUUUUCUGAAGAAGGUGUUAAGGUGUUGGAUGUACUGUCUGGCACUAGCAAUAGCUGUCAUCAUGUCGAACACCAUGAGUCAUCAGGACUCAUUUGAAUAGUGUUGUUCUUACUCUAGGAAGGCAGCGAAAAUAAGAGUAUUAUCAACCCCACCUGUUUGCCUCUGUUAUAUUCUUCUUUAGAUCCAGACAUAUUUUCUUACAAAAGAUCCACAGGUCUUUGUAUCGUGCAAUGAAAAUCUUCAAAAAGGAUCCGGACAACCAGAAGAUAUUGGCUGCUUGCAUUCCCAAGUGAAUGUUUCUGCUGUUAAUGUGUAAUGUGCAGUUAUUCGUCUCAGGCCGUGCUGUGAGCAGGCUUCAGACUUUUAUAUUUUCUAUUACUUGAACAAGAUGGAGAACAGAUGUACUGCAAGCGCAGUGUGUACUGAGGACAAGUAUUACAUUUCAGAGUGCUUUCUUCUUUUCAAUUACUUGAAAUUCAAUAAAGCGCUUUUGUAAGA